Molecule: messenger RNA, 1033 nt
Organism: Porites lobata
Lineage: Eukaryota; Metazoa; Cnidaria; Anthozoa; Scleractinia; Poritidae
Source: the annotation of a GenBank genome assembly
AGAUUCUUCAGCGGACUUGGGAACGUUUUGUGGCGAUUCUGUUCCCGGACAGGUGACCUCAUCUUUCAAUAAAAUGCGCAUUACAUUCCACAGUGAUAACACAAGUGCAGCAAAAGGGUUUUUGCUCUGGUACGGUGUUGUCUCACCCAAACAAUACAGCGAAUUGCCUACUCCACAAGAUGGUGAGUAGGGCGUUUUCGUUUAAUACUUUACCUUUGCUUCAACUGUAUAAUACAAUGCAUACAUCUUUGUUAAGCUGACCCCAUCCUUAGUGGACACCCUAACUUAACCGGACUCAAGCACCAAUAAUCACCGUACUGCCCACCCAUAUUUCCUGUAAAAAGAACCUCAGUUCAACAGAUGGUUCCCAUUAGGUCACGUAGACUUCAUGUUGCCCUCUGCAUCCAAACUUGAAAGUUCCAAUAAAGAUUAACAGUAGGACUUAACAUAUCGUUUUAUCUCAUAGAGCAAACACAGAUGACACAAUAUCAAAGAAAGACCAAUCGCCCGUUGUCACCAACCACAGCAUAUCUGGAAAGUCGAAGUACCGCAUCUACUAUCGGCGUCAUGACCUCUUUACGUAGUCACGUUAUUUUGUUGGCUGUUUUAACUCGAUUUCCUCUGUUUAUGUGAAUGAGUUUUAAACUGACAUUUUUCUGAGACAAAUUAGAGUAUUUCACCAAAUCUUUUACGAAAACUGUUCUUUGUGACUGAUGGACUAUCAGAACCAAAAAAGCAUCGCCUGCCAUGCACGUUCAUACCUGUCCUCCAUGUACCGACGUUGAAGAUAUAUUCAGCUGUUGGUGUUCAAGUCCCCUGUUACAAGGCCAAGAUGCCCAAAGAGAUCUUAGCAAAUUUAAUGCAAGCGCCAAAGAAAGACUUACGUACCAAAACUAAUAUUGUUUGUUUUGUGCUUUUGAGAGUGUUUUAACUUUUUAGGAUAAACUAACUUUAUUCAACUUUAAUUAAUCCAGAGAUUUUUGAUAAGAAAGCUUGUCCAACACUUUACCCAGGCUUGCACUGAUGAGUCCAC